Sturnus vulgaris (Common starling) is the source of this 2349-nucleotide messenger RNA. NCBI's taxonomy places the organism in Eukaryota, Metazoa, Chordata, Aves, Passeriformes, Sturnidae. The record is from RefSeq and is a predicted model, not a curated record.
AUGGCCCGGGGCCGGGCCGCCUACCUGGGUCAAGGUCGCGGCGGUCCCGUCCCGUCAGCGCCGCACCUGGGGAGGGCGGAGGAGGCGUUGGAAGCGUUGGGCGCGGGGCCGGGACCCCGGGACCCCGCGGGCCUCAGCGGGGUGGGCCCCUCCCCACGGCACUGCGGCCCGCUCGGACCCGUUCCCGCCGCUGCCCCCUCACCCCCGACACCGCCCGGGCCGGGCCGGUCCCUCCGGCCCCGCGCGGCCAAGGGCGGGCGGCGGCCCGGGCACCCCGGCACCGCGGCAGAAGGGUGGUUGAACCUGCCCCGAGGCCCGCCCCGCUCCCCGCCCGCCCCGCUCCCGGUGUCCCCGCUGCCGGUGCCCCCAUUGCCGGUGUUCCGGCGUCCCCCGGCCCCUCCCGGUCCGCCCCAGCGCCGCCGCUCACCGCCCGCCCCCGCCACGGGCCCCGCGCUCCCGACGCCAUCUUCCCGCCGCGCCCGACGCACCGCGCGCGCCGGCCACGCCCACCACGGGCCGGGGACCCGCCCACACGGCUCGGUGGGCGGGGCCUGCCUGGGAAAGCCCGAGCGCUCAUUGGCUAUGCCGGCCAGGCUCCAGCCCUGCAGCACCUCUGGAUCCGUGACCACAGCCAGAGUUGGCACCGGCGCUGGACAUGGCACGGGCCUCGCUGCCUCUCCCCGGAACUGGACCCUGGACCCCGCCGGGGACUGGCACUACAGAUGGAUCAGCCUCAUGGUGCUGCCCAUCCUUUACAACUGGGUCGUCCUCAUCCUCAGGUGCUGCUUCCCCGAGGUGCAAGAGGCACACACGGAGCUGUGGAAGGCCCUGGACGGGCUCAGCGACGCACUGUACCUGCUGGACAUCGCCGUGCACUGCCACACAGGUUUCCUAGAGGACGGGAUCCUGGUGCGGGACCUCAGCCGGACACGGCAGCGCUACCUGGGCUCCUGGACCUUCCCCUGGGAUGUGAUGGCUGUGCUGCCCACCGAGCUGGUCUGCCUGCUCCCAGGGGUCCCGAGGGUCCCAGGGGUGCCAGCAGCACGUGCCAACCGCUGCCUACGGCUGCCACGACUCUUCGAGGCCUUCGACCGGUGCGAGACACACACGGGAUGGCCCAAUGUGUUCCGCGUGGCCAAGCUGAUGCUGUACCUGCUGCUGGGCAUCCACUGGCACGGCUGCCUCUACUUCGCACUGUCGGCACACCUGGGGCUGGGCGUCGACUCCUGGGUCUGCCCCAGCUCCGCCCGACCACUGCGCCGCUACCUGCACAGCUUCUACUUCUCCACGCUGGUCCUGGCCACAGUGGGCGACACGCCGGCACCGCAGCGCGAGGAGGAGUUCCUCUUCCUCACCGCCGGCUUCCUCCUGGCCGUGCUGGGCUUCGCCACCAUCACCGGCAGCAUCAGCACCGUCAUCGUCAACCUCAGUUCAGCCACCGCCGCCUUCUACCCCGAUGCGGGGCCGGUGCGGCGGUACCUGCGGGCGUGGGGCGUGGGCGGGCGGCUGGCGGGGCGCGUCGUGCGCUGGCACCAGCACCUGCGGGCACAGCGCAAGCUGCCGGCCGAGUGGGAGGUGCUGCAGCACCUGCCGCGGGGGCUGCGGGCCGAGGUGGCCGCCAGCGUGCACCUGGAGGCCCUGCGGCGCGUCGGGCUGUUCCGCAGCUGGGACCACGGCGUGCUGAGACAGCUGGUGCUGCGCCUGCGACCGCAGGUCUUCGGGCCCGGCGAGUUCGUGUGCCGGCGUGGGGAUGUGGGCCGUGAGAUGUACUUCAUCCGCGAGGGCCGCCUGGCCGUGGUGGCCGAGGACGGUGUCACGCAGCUGGCCGUGCUGGGCGAGGGGCUCUACUUCGGGGAGAUCAGCCUCAUCAACAUCAAGGGCAACACGGCAGGGAACCGGCGCACGGCCAACAUCCUGAGCAUCGGGUACUCAGACCUGUUCUGCCUGGGCAAGGAGGACCUGGCAGAGGUGCUGGCCGAGUUCCCCUCUGCCCGUGCUGCCAUGGAAGCCAAGGGCCGGGAGCUGCUGCUGCGCAUAGGCCAGCUCGACACCGGAGCUGAGGCGGCGGCGUUGGCGGCCGAGGCAGAGGCGCAGCGGCGGCUGCAGGGGCUGGAGGUGUCCCUGGAGGGGCUCCAGACACGGGCAGCCCGACUGCUGGCACAGCUGGAGGCCAGCGCCCUGCGCAUGGCCCUGCGCGUCCAGCGCCUCGAGGGACGGCUGCGGCUGCGGCUGCAGCGACGGGACAGAGCAGCGCGGACAGACGGGACACUGCUGCUGCGGGACGGGGACCGGGACGGGGACGGAGCCGCGAUGGGAACGGGUCAGGGUCAUGGAGUUUCGGAGUCAUGA